This is a messenger RNA of Helianthus annuus (common sunflower), 852 nucleotides long. Its product is annotated as acyl-coenzyme A thioesterase 13. The transcript is spliced from 3 exons. Bases 192 to 674 code for a protein of 160 amino acids. NCBI's taxonomy places the organism in Eukaryota, Viridiplantae, Streptophyta, Magnoliopsida, Asterales, Asteraceae. The record is from RefSeq and is a predicted model, not a curated record. Gene Ontology annotation, molecular function: fatty acyl-CoA hydrolase activity.
AUACCAAAAUUCAAUUGUAAUACUUUGUGACUUUGAACAUUGUAUUUCCAGGUAGGUUCUGCCCCGUCAAGUCAAAUAAUCAUGGAAGACCACCACUGAGGACAACUUUUUAGGUAAAAUAAGCGUAGCCAAACAUGCCCCAAGCAACCUCCCUCCCUCCCUCAUUCAACCCCUAAACAACAACAACAAACAUGAGGUCCUCCACAAUGGAUUUGGAAUCGGUGAGAAAUUACUUGGAGAAAAGCAGCUCCGGUGCAUCAUCAAAUGAUAUUGAUUCCAUGCCUUAUAGGUUCUUCGAACCCAUAAUCAUGUCAGGCCUCAAAGUAGAUCUCAUCGAACCUGGUCGCCUCAUCUGCUCCAUGAAAGUUCCUCCUCGAUUACUGAACGUGGCGAAGUCGUUGCACGGCGGAGCCACGGCGGCGCUGGUGGAUGUGGUGGGAUCAGCGGUUAUUUUGACAGUUGAGAAGGCGACCACCACCGGAGUUUCAGUGGAGAUUAACGUUUCUUACUUGGAUGCUGCUUAUGCUGGUGAUGAGAUUGAGAUAGAGGCAAAGGCGUUGCGUGUUGGGAAGGCUGUUGCUGUUGUGACUGUAGAAUUAAGGAACAAAAGGACGGGAAAAAUAGUUGCACAAGGGCGCCACACCAAGUACCUUGCGGUAUCAAGUAAAUUAUGAACUACAGGUAUCUUUCCAUAUAGGAAAAAACUCCUCAAUCACAUGUAUCUUUACAUAUUUAAAAGAAAAAUGAUAUUUUUCAUGUCUUCUACUAUUGUAUGGCAUCUAUUGAGUCAAAAAUAAAACAAUAGCUGUAUGUCUUUUCAAAUUAUGAAUCUCAUGAAUGUUGUCUUGUAUG